Messenger RNA from Suillus plorans, 1317 nucleotides. Its product is annotated as quinon protein alcohol dehydrogenase-like superfamily. The transcript has 2 exons. Lineage: Eukaryota; Fungi; Basidiomycota; Agaricomycetes; Boletales; Suillaceae. The record is from RefSeq and is a predicted model, not a curated record. Bases 80 to 1189 code for a protein of 369 amino acids. Gene Ontology annotation, molecular function: protein binding.
CAACGUCAGGCCUAGUGCAUACGAUUUAGAGGACAACUCACCGAACACACCCAAAUAAUAGCCAUAAAAUACAACCGCCAUGGCUUCCAGCUCGAAACAACCCAGUAUAGCAGCAAACACAUCGGUUCUGACACCGGCGAUGACCUUGGAGGGACAUAAACCAUAUAUGUUGACCCUGUCCGAGGGUGAUCGUCAAGAGUUCAAAUACAUUCCAUACAUUUCCUAUUUUCCCGACGGCAAGCAAAUGAUCAGCGGAUCAUACGAUAAGACGAUUCGACGAUGGGACCUGCGGGAGGGUAAGGAGAUCAAGGAAGCUCGGGAAGUUUACAAGGAUCGUGUACAUGGAGUGAGGGUGUCAAGGGAUGGUCGAUGGGUUGUCACUGUAGUUGAUGAGGUGCUCAAAGUGUGUGAGGUCGAGACGGGAAUCAUGAGAACAUUUCAUGAUGACCUCAUGACCUUAAAAUGCAUUGAAAUCUCGGCGGACAGCACGUUGCUAGCGGGUGAGUCAUACGAUGGGAUACAGAUAUGGAGCUUGGACACAGGCAAACUCGUGGCUGGUCCAUUCAGAUCUACUGGUGUAGUCGUGGACGCACUUGGGCUCUCUCAAGACUCUCGGAAGCUGGCGGUGACAUCAUGCAACUUCGAUCAAUGGGAGUCCAAGUUUAAGCAAUACCUUGAGGUGUGGGACGUCCAAUCACAGAAAUUGGUUGUCACCAGAGAAGGAUCUAACACUAGAGGCUGGAUCAAUUUACCGGUGUUUUGGACAACAAAAGGCAAAUCUAUCACGGCCGUAUUCGCAUCCGAGUCGGAUGACAUCGAUACAAUUCAUGAGUUUGACGCGUCGACGCUCAAGACUGUCGGAGAUUCCUUCCAAGGGCACACCGAUCACAUCUGGAGUCUAGCACUCUCAUUUGAUUGUCUUCUUCUCGCCAGUGCUUCCUCUGACACCAUCAAGCUCUGGUCCUUCGAGUCGCGCCAACUCCUCGCCUCGUUCAACGUCCAAGCCCUUCAUUCCCUUAUACUCUCACCUGACUCACACCAACUGGCUUAUACGACCUUGAAUGAGGCCAGAAUCUACGUAUGCGAUAUUCCAGCCAAUAUUCUUGCUAGUAUCGGUCUUGCAAAAGAGACAAGCGCUCACCUCGCUAAACUGCUUGACGUAUGUGGUCCUGCUCUUUUACUCAUAUAAUCACACCAUUCUCUAUCGCAGUCUGACGCAACACGUCAUCCCAUGCGUCGUAAACAAGCAAUAUCAGUCAUACCUUCCGUUCCUCGCCCGCUAGCAGUUACAAUUGAACCCCGGCAACCCGUUUUCUU